Parascedosporium putredinis is the source of this 2316-nucleotide messenger RNA. Lineage: Eukaryota; Fungi; Ascomycota; Sordariomycetes; Microascales; Microascaceae. The record is from the annotation of a GenBank genome assembly.
AUGGAAGCUCCGGAGACCAUGUCCGAGGCGAGCAGCACACAUGAUAGCAGGCGGCCUAGCUCUGCAGGCGAAGGAGACGAGAACGACGAUCAGAACCGCAAAAAGGCUACCACGCGGAAGCGCACCAAGACUGGGUGCAUCACCUGCCGGAAGAGGCGCAUAAAGUGCGACGAGGGCCGGCCAACAUGUGCCCUAUACGCAAAAUGCCAUGCCCCUCACACCCUCGGGGCUCUCGUCUCCUCCCAGCCUCCCCACGGAGGUGGCUUCCGGUGGGAUAACGGGAGGCCGCAGAAUGCCGCCGAGCCGCUCACCCCCGGCUCCUUGCCCUUCGCUCCGAGCACAAGGGGUUCAGGACAGACCGUGAUUGACGCCCACGAUGGCAUUCUCCGACAACCCUAUGAUCCUGAUAUACUCGUAGAAGAUGGCAUGGUGGACCAUGAAAUGGCCGACUCCGACGGCGAAGUAGACGAGCGAGCCGCCGGCUUCGAGAUGGAGAACAUGGAUCCCGGCGAGAGCAUGCGGAAGAGGAGCACAUUCGGUGCCCUCAUCGAUGGGCGGUUAGUGCCCCACAACGAAAUUCACGAAACGCGCAUGAGAACCUUUUCCGCUUACGCCCGCGGGACAACGCUGGCGACCUACGUGCCCGCUUCCGGCCAUGUGCUGCCUACCGACCCGCAGACCAUGGCCGUCUUCCGUCUCCCUGAACAGCUCGUGCCGCAGGUCAACCAGAAUAUCUGGACGUUGCACAUUGCAAAGAUGCUGAACAAACCUUUCGCCGCAGAUACUUUCCCGAUGUUGUCCCUCAACCACCCGGCUCUCCUCCAAGCUAUGCUUGCACUCGGCGCUCUUCAAAUCGCCAACCUGCAACGAAACCCCCACAGCUGCAAUGAAGCACUAUCACCUUGCUCUCCGGAAGAUUGCCAAGUGCGUGCGCAGCUCUACGCACAGAGCCCACCCCGCGACGUUGGCGGCCACUCUGCUACUGGGGUAUUUCGAAGUAUGGUCAUCAGACCACACGAAAUGAGGAAGAGGAGGCAACAGUUUGAGGAGGAAAAUAUCCAGGACCCUUUCAAUCCCUGGUUGGACUAUAGCUCGGUGGACACGACGGCACCUGGCCUUGACGAGAUCGAUGUCGGCCUUCUCAGCACAAUAACUGGGAGACGGCUCUCCGAAGAUGACUACGGCUACGGCGUCGAUCUUGACACGCUCCCGCGCAUGAGUUUGCCCACGGAUCGAGACAUUGAGUACUACGAGCAUCUGCGGGACCUGUUUUGGUGGAACUGCAAGAUGGACGUUUACCAAAGCAUCUUGGGAGCGACGCGGCUCUUCAUGCGCCUUGAUGAGUGGCUUCCAUGUCCUCCGCGGGCCCCUGUCGGGCGACUCGAUGCCAUUUAUGGAACCUUUGAUUACCUCCUGCUCUUGAUGGGCCGGCUUUCUGAGUUUGUGUCGGACGAUCUUCCGAGGAAGAGGAUGGCAAACAAGGUGCCCGGGCCGCCGGGUGCUCCAUCGCCGCCCAUGUUUCCCGGCAUGUUUCCCUCGCGAGGCAAAGUCUCGGCCCCCAGCGGCUUCAGCUCCUCGCGAGAUGCGUCGCCCCAGAGUGACGGCUUCGAGGACGGCGACAUCCAUGCCGCGACCGAGGCUGCCUUGGCCAAGUGGGAAUCGCUCAGGCAGGCAUUCGAAGUCUUCCGCGCGCGGUUGGGCCCCGAGUUCCAGCCUCUGGCGGACGAGUACUCCGACCGCCGGGACUCGCCCUUCGGCCCCGCCAUCCAGUACCGCACCUUUUCGGUGGCGGGCAUUUGGAUGAAUUUCAACAUGGGCCUGAUUUGCCUCUACCGAGCCCACCCCUCGAUGCCGCCCGCGGCCAUGAUGGCGGCAGGUAGGGCUGCGCGUGAUACGGCUCCGAUGGCGCGGGAGAUUGGGCGCAUCGCGGCGGGUCUGUCGGACGACACCUUGACCAUCACGGAAAUUAGCACAUUGUACCAAGACAGUGUCCAACGUCAUUGGCUCAUCCAACGUUUACAUGACAUUUCCCGUCUCACGGGAUGGGGCUCCGCGCGCCAGAUCGCGGAGGGCUGCGAGGCUAGCUGGGUGCGCGCCGCGCACAUGGGCCGUGGACCGCCGUAUGUACGGUCGGCGGAUCUGAUGGCGGGUGGGCCCUUGACGGUAUGGUCUAAUCCGAGGAGGAUCGAUAAGCGAAUCCAAGAGCUCGAAGAAGGUGGCGAGGUUGUGCUUGCCAAGGCGGACAGGGCACACCUUGCGCUGGGGCUGUUGGGUGUUGAUGGGGACUUGGAUCGGCUGAAGCUGUCGGAUGAUUGA